GUGAGCAGGAGCAUCAGAUCAAGCAGCAAGGAGCAUCUCUUACCGCAGCAGAGGAGGCAACGACCACCACAUUCACUGCUACUGCUGCAGGGAGAGAGUGAGCAACAGUCACUUUACUCACACUUAGAACCAGAGACUUUUAGCUGCAUCUUCCAGAAAAACAUGAGACUGCCGUGUUGCGCCUCACUGCUGCUUCUCUUCUGCUCCCUUGUUCAGACAAAUGCAUUCACAACAUGUGGACCCAACCAGUUCCAGUGUGGAAUUGGGAAAUGUAUCACAAUGAGAUGGGUGUGCGAUGGUACAGAUGACUGUGGAGACGGCACAGACGAACUUCCUGGUACCUGCUCGGCUAAAACAUGUAAACCGACAGAGUUCAGCUGCGCAGACCGCCUUAACCAGUGUAUACCGAGCAUCUGGCGCUGCGAUGGAAAAGCCGACUGUGAGAAUGGAGUUGAUGAGAAGAGCUGUGCGCCCAGGCAGUGCACAGACUCGGAGUUCCGCUGCUCGAAUGGCCAAUGUGUGUCGUCCUCGUUCGUGUGUGACGAUGAGGCAGACUGUGACGAUGUCAGCGACGAGGCCUCCUGCCCGCCCACCACCUGCAGCGGCGCAUCGUUUCAGUGCAACAACUCUGUUUGCGUUCCUCGCCUGUGGGCCUGCGACGGUGACGUCGACUGCCUCGAUGGCUCGGACGAAUGGCCCCAGAACUGUGGCGCAAAGACUCCCACCUCUCCUCCCCACGCAUGCUCCUCCCUGGAGUUCCGUUGUGGCAGUGGAGAGUGCAUCCAUGGUAGCUGGAAGUGUGAUGGAGGUGCUGACUGCCAUGAUCGAUCCGAUGAAGCUAACUGUGCUCAAACCACCUGCCGUCCUGAUGAGUUUCAAUGCGGUGAUGGUUCUUGCAUCCAUGGCAGCCGCCAGUGCGACCGUCAGUAUGACUGCAGGGACAUGAGUGAUGAAAAUGGAUGCGUCAAUGCAAUCCACUGUGAGGGCCCAACCCGGUUUAAGUGCCGCAGUGGGGAGUGUAUUAGCAUGGAGAAGGUGUGUGACAAGAGGCGUGAUUGCAGGGAUUGGUCAGAUGAGCCUCUUAGGGAAUGUGGAUCCAAUGAGUGCCUGUACAACAAUGGCGGCUGCUCUCAUAUUUGCAAAGACCUAAAGAUCGGCUAUGAGUGCUUGUGUCCUUCUGGUUAUAGACUAACUGACACCAAACGCUGUGAAGAUAUCGAUGAAUGCGCCAACCCAGAUACCUGCAGUCAAAUCUGUAUCAACCAAAUGGGCAGCUACAAAUGCGAGUGUGAGGAGGGUUACCAAGUUGACCCAGCGACCAAAGCCUGCAAGGCCAUAGGUACAAUCGCCUACCUUUUCUUCACCAAUCGUCAUGAAGUCAGAAAGAUGACUCUGGACAAAAGUGAAUACACAAGAGUUAUCCCCCGUCUAAAGAACGUUGUGGCUCUGGACAUGAACAUGGCCACCAAGGAGCUCUACUGGUCAGACAUCUCCCAGAAGAAGAUUUACAGAGCAUCGAUGGACUCAGCUGAAGACUCCAGUCUUCACCGUACAGUGAUCGAUAGUGAUAUUGAUGCUCCUGAAGGAAUUGCCUUCGACUGGAUCCAUGGUAACCUCUACUGGACUGACAGCGUUCGCAGCACUAUCUCGGUGGUCACUGCUGACGGCAGCCGCCGCAAAACUCUAUUCCGCCAAAACUUACUGAAACCCCGCGCUAUUGUGGUCGACCCCCACAGCAACUUCGUUUACUGGACUGACUGGGGGAAUCCAGCUAAGAUUGAGAAGGGAGGUCUUAACGGAGUAGACCGCACUGCUCUGGUCACUGACAACAUCGAGUGGCCUAAUGGCAUCACAUUGGACAUGUUGAACCAGCGACUCUACUGGGUGGACUCUAAGCUGCAUACCCUCUCCAGUAUCGAUGUGCAGGGCGGUGGUCGACACACACUCAUCAUCGAUGAACACAAGCUAGCUCACCCACUGGGACUCACUGUGUUCGAGGAAAGAGUGUUCUGGACAGAUGUCAGUAAUAGCGCCAUCCUCAGUGCAAACAGGCUGACGGGUGAUGACAUCGCUCCGCUGGCGGAGCAUCUGUCAUCACCAGACGACAUCAUUCUCUACCAUAACCUUAAGCAACCUGCUGGCAGGGACUGGUGUCGGGUGAACAAUGGCGGCUGUGAAUUCUUGUGCCUGGCAGCUCCUCAAGUGGGCAGACAUCCUCCCAAAUAUACCUGCGUCUGUCCAGACAACAUGAUGCUGGCCAGGGAUAUGAGGACAUGUGUGCCUGCUGUGCCAACAACUGCAGCUCCUGAGCAACCUCAAGUUUCGUCUACCCGCCCCCCUCGUCGGCCGCCAGUGCUACCUAGUACCACACCGAAACCCCAGGUCCGCACCACCACCCCAGUGCCUGUCAUAAUCACCAGCACCGUCGCUAAGCCAGUGCUGCAAACCACAAAGCCUCCAGUCAGAACCACAACACCUGAACCAAAGAAGCUUGAACCCAUCCAGACCACCACAGAGCCUCUGUUCACCUCUACAGAUGUCGUGCAUAAAUUUGCAGAAGCCAUAUCCAAGACUGCCUCCAGCACCCCGAUAGCUCUUUACAUCGUCUUACCUCUGGCAGUCCUUUGUCUGGUGGCUGUUGGAGGUGUUCUGCUGUGGAGGAAUUACAGGUUGAAGAACACCAAUACAAUUCACUUUGAUAACCCCGUUUAUCAGAAAACCACAGAGGACCAAGUGCACAUUUGGAGGAGCCACAGCCCUGAUGGUUACUCCUACCCAAAAAGACAAGUUGUGAGCUUGGAUGAGGAGGCAGACAAUCCAGCCUUCACAGAAAACUGAAACGUGUCGGCCAGAGCGGAAGGAGGAGCCUUGACGAUAAGCUACCUUUAAUGUCCUUCAGCAUUUUUACCUCACACAGCACAAAGAUACGGAAUUCAAAGCCUGUAUCUGAUAGCCUUCAACCGCUAUAUCCUCACAGAAGAACAAGCGCUCUGCAGUGGAAAUAUCAGGCUGAAACAUUUUAUUUCCUUUAAGUUAACAUUUGAUGUUUUAUCCCUCAAGAAAACAUACCAAAUCCUCAGUCUAUUCUUUUUAACUUUACUAUAAACUGGAGAACUGUCUUAAAACUGCAUAUCUUGCUUUUCAUGCAUAAUUUUAGCUUAGUACAUUUGAUUCAACUUCUAAAUUGUUAAUUUGUCAAACUCGUGCCAAGACAUCAGUAAUAAGUUCUGUAAAUAUCACUGCUUAGUAGAAAACGACAAGCUGUUGAUGGAACAUUAUUAUAUCUUGCACUAUUUGUAAUUUAAAAUAAUAGUUUUGCAUUUUGGAGCAGGCAUAGUUACUUUUUAAGCCUAAAGUUAGAUGAGAAGAUGUGAUACCACUCUUAUGUUUGUGCAUUAAAUGUAAGGCUGGAGCCAGGAGGUGAUUAGCUUAGCUUAGCAUAAAGAUUGGAAGCAGCAGGAAGCAACUACAAUAGCGUAGCUCUGUCCGUUAUGUCUUGUUUCUAAAUCAAAUCACAGACAAAAUUCGAAAACCACACAGGUUUGGCCCAUUUGGACAGUCAAGCUAGCCAUUUCCCUCUGUUACCAGUCUUUUAUGCUAAGCUAAGCUAAUUGCCUCACAUCUUUUGCUCCUGAUGGGAAUCUUCUUGUCUAAUUUGUGGUAACAGACUAACUAUUACUCUAUGUUUUCUCGCCGUUCACUGAAAACAAGUCCUGACAAACAGUAUCACUGAAUCAAAUUUAAACAACAAGCUCAACAUUUUGGGAAAUGCACCUGCUAAUUUGUGUUCUUUCUGACAGUUAGAUGAGAAGAUAAGCUAACACCUGCUAGCCUGCUGGCUUAGCUUAGUUCAGAGACUAAGUAGCCAACCAAGCUCUGUUCAGUGGGAAUAAUAUUACCACUAAGCAUCACUUGUCAUGCCUCAUUACAGUAUUGAUGUUCUUUUUUGUGGAAUAAACAAAUAAGAUGUGUUAGUUUUUAA
Molecule: messenger RNA, 3982 nt
Organism: Amphiprion ocellaris (clown anemonefish)
Lineage: Eukaryota; Metazoa; Chordata; Actinopteri; Pomacentridae
Gene: ldlra
Product: low density lipoprotein receptor a
Exons: 18
Coding region: 163-2838 (891 amino acids)
Molecular function (GO): protein binding; calcium ion binding
Source: RefSeq, a predicted model, not a curated record